This is a messenger RNA of Ixodes scapularis (black-legged tick), 2058 nucleotides long. RefSeq names its product glycine-rich cell wall structural protein-like. Lineage: Eukaryota; Metazoa; Arthropoda; Arachnida; Ixodida; Ixodidae. The record is from RefSeq and is a predicted model, not a curated record. Bases 86 to 1693 code for a protein of 535 amino acids. The transcript has a single exon.
CGCGAUUAGAUUAUAGAUUUGGCGAUGAUGACAUCGUAUACAUGCGCUCGAAGUUCGUUAACGCAUUUGUCACACGUUUCAGGACAUGUACAGCGCCGUUCUUGUCGGCCUGUUCAUUGGCCUGUCUGCGACAUGGCCGACCACUGACUCCGCGGCUUUGAACUUCACCAUGACGCCAGCAAGAAACGCUACUCUCGUGACGAUGAGCCCGCCGUUCGGCACCGGACAGAGCUCCUGGCAAGCAAACGGCACCGGCGAAGGCGGUGCAGGCUGGAGCAGUUGGAGCAGCCAGAACGGCAGUGGCGGUUCGGGCUGGGGAUGGGGAGGUAGCAAUAACGGAUGGGGAAAGGCCAAAGACCAUUCGGUCGUACAGCGGUGGGGCAACAGCCAGGGUUCCGGACAAGGCGGAGGUUGGGGAUACGGGAGCGGACAAGGAGGCGGAAAGGGUUCUGGACAUGGUGUAGGAUGGGGUUCUGGAAGUGGACAAGGGUCUGGUUCCGGACAAGGAGGUGGACAAGGGUCUGGUUCCGGACAAGGAGGUGGACAAGGGUCUGGUUCCGGACAAGGCGGAGGCUGGGGAUCUGGGAGCGGACAAGGUGGAAAAGGUUCCGGACAAGGCGGAGGAUGGGGUUCUGGAAGUGGACAAGGGUCUGGUUCCGGACAGGGCGGAGGCUGGGGAUCUGGGAGCGGACAAGGAGGUGGAAAAGGUUCCGGACAAGGCGGAGGAUUGGGUUCUGGAAGUGGACAAGGAGGUGGACAAGGGUCUGGUUCCGGACAAGGCGGAGGCUGGGGAUCUGGAAGUGGACAAGGGUCUGGUUCCGGACAGGGCGGAGGCUGGGGAUCUGGGAGCGGACAAGGAGGUGGAAAAGGUUCCGGACAAGGCGGAGGAUGGGGUUCUGGAAGUGGACAAGGAGGUGGACAAGGGUCUGGCUCCGGACAAGGCGGAGGCUGGGGAUCUGAGAGCGGACAAGGAGGCGGAAAAGGUUCCGGACAAGGCGGAGGAUGGGGUUCUGGAAGUGGACAAGGCGGAGGCUGGGGAUUUGUGAACGGGCAGGGUCGACCAGGUCAAGGAGGAGGAUGCAAAUACCCUCAGUGUGGGCAAGGCAGCGGCCACGGUUCCGGUCAAGGAGGCUGGGGCACUGGGCAGAGUUCUGGUUCCGGACAAGGCGGAGGAUGGGGAUCCGGAGGCGGACAAGGAGGUGGACCAGGUUCUGGUUCCGGUCAAGGCGGAGGAUGGGGAAACGGAGGCGGACAAGGAGGCGGACCAGGUUCUGGUUCCGGUCAAGGCGGAGGAUGGGGCACUGGACAGGGUUCUGGUUCCGGACAAGGCGGAGGAUGGGGAUCCGGAGGCGGACAAGGAGGUGGACAGGGUUCUGGUUCCGGACAAGGCGGAGGAUGGGGAGGCGGACAAGGAGGUGGACAGGGUUCUGGUUCCGGACAAGGUGGAGGAUGGGGAUCCGGAGGCGGACAGGGAGGUGGACAGGGUUCUGGUUCCGGACAAGGCGGAGGAUGGGGAUCCGGAAGCGGACAAGGAUGGGGCCAAGGGUCUGGCAGCGGACAAGGUUCCGGACAGGGUGGAGGAUGGGGAUCUGGCACCGGACAAGGAGGUGGACAAGGCGGAGGAUGGGGGUCUGGAACCGGACAAGGCGGAGGAUGGAGAUCUAGUCACGGUAACAAUCAAGGCGGAGGCUAAAGACAUGGAAGGGGUCAAGGUUCUGGUCCAGACGCAGGAUUGGGAAGCGGGUAGGCCUAUGCUUUGAACAAUAUGUGCAUAAGAAAUAAAAAUGUACUUUACUGCUUGGACAGUUGUGUAAUAGAUUUUUUACAACCCUCGUUAAAUACCCUAUAGACUAUUCGUCUGUCAAACUUGCCAAACGGGAGUCUGUCAAAAGUGCUCUUUGGCGUUUUGUUGGCUUUUCUUUUUUCCACAUACCAAGAGACUCCAUCAGCAGGCCAAAAUAAAUUGGUUUUAUUUCUCAUAGCUGUAUUCUUCAAGAGCAAAACGAACGUGCCAGGGACUUUUAGUCGAACUUUGGGUUCGAAGCACGUCGGAGUGUG